This is a messenger RNA of Exserohilum turcica Et28A, 528 nucleotides long. RefSeq lists its product as uncharacterized. The record is from RefSeq and is a predicted model, not a curated record. NCBI's taxonomy places the organism in Eukaryota, Fungi, Ascomycota, Dothideomycetes, Pleosporales, Pleosporaceae. The transcript has a single exon. Bases 27 to 491 code for a protein of 154 amino acids.
CCGCAUACCAAGCCAAAAAAAAGAUCAUGGCAGCCAUGCAAAAGCGACUCGAGCGCGAAUACCACGCGAUGCGCAAAAACCCCACGUUGGCCUACCACGUGCAGCUCAAACAAGGCGAGUUCAGCGACUGGCUGGGGUCACUGCAGGGCCUCAAAAACUCGGCUUACCAGGGAGGCACCUUCAAGUUCCACCUGCACUUCACCGAGGAAUAUCCGGCCAAGCCGCCCACGCUGAGGUUCACGACGAGGAUUUACCAUCCGAAUGUGGAUGCGAGGACGGGGGCUGUGGCGUGGAGGAUGCUGGGCAGUGGGUGGCAUCAUAACAUUACGGUUGAGAAGGUCAUGAUGAGUUUGAGGACGCUGUUGGAUCAUCCCGAGUUGGAGAGUGCGGUUGAAAUGCAGAUUGCGAGAGAGUUUAUUCAGCAGCCUAAGAGAUAUGUGCAUCAUGCGAAGCAAUGGACGGAAAGGUUUGCAAAGGAAGAUGUGGUGUAAUCUGGUGGCAUGUAAAGGGGUGAGGAUUGAAGCGAAU